Homo sapiens (human) is the source of this 3705-nucleotide messenger RNA. It is a transcript of the gene GEMIN6, whose product is annotated as gem nuclear organelle associated protein 6. Lineage: Eukaryota; Metazoa; Chordata; Mammalia; Primates; Hominidae. Gene Ontology annotation, cellular component: cytoplasm; nucleus; nucleoplasm. Gene Ontology annotation, biological process: spliceosomal complex assembly. The coding region runs from base 92 to 595 and encodes 167 amino acids. The transcript has 3 exons. Gene Ontology annotation, molecular function: RNA binding. The record is from RefSeq and is marked validated.
GGUCUCCGCUCAACGAUCCUUCCUCAAAGCAUGGUUGCUGAGUACCCAGAGUUGCGAGGAGUUUUUUAACUGAUUUAGCCAGGUGGCAAUCAUGAGUGAAUGGAUGAAGAAAGGCCCCUUAGAAUGGCAAGAUUACAUUUACAAAGAGGUCCGAGUGACAGCCAGUGAGAAGAAUGAGUAUAAAGGAUGGGUUUUAACUACAGACCCAGUCUCUGCCAAUAUUGUCCUUGUGAACUUCCUUGAAGAUGGCAGCAUGUCUGUGACCGGAAUUAUGGGACAUGCUGUGCAGACUGUUGAAACUAUGAAUGAAGGGGACCAUAGAGUGAGGGAGAAGCUGAUGCAUUUGUUCACGUCUGGAGACUGCAAAGCAUACAGCCCAGAGGAUCUGGAAGAGAGAAAGAACAGCCUAAAGAAAUGGCUUGAGAAGAACCACAUCCCCAUCACUGAACAGGGAGACGCUCCAAGGACUCUCUGUGUGGCUGGGGUCCUGACUAUAGACCCACCAUAUGGUCCAGAAAAUUGCAGCAGCUCUAAUGAGAUUAUUCUGUCGCGUGUUCAGGAUCUUAUUGAAGGACAUCUUACAGCUUCCCAAUGAGAGGCCAGGAAGUGUGAACAUACUGAUAGAAAAAGACUAUAUUUUAUCCCUCAUAAAAUGUUUUAAAUGUAAAUGUACAUGACUGUGUGUGUGUAUGUGUGUGUGUGUAUAAUUCUUUGUUGUUUUGGUAAAAUCAGAGGAGUGGGUUAUAAGUGCUAAUUUCCUUGGGAAAUUAAUGAACUAGGGCAAGUAUAGCAUCCCAUGCAUAAAAUUAGCACAGGGACAUCAGAAUUGUAUGGGUCUUCUUUUUUCUUUUUUUCUUUUUUUUUUGAGAUGGAGUCUCGCUCUGUUGCCAGGUUUGAGUGCAGUGGCGCAAUCUCAGCUCAGUGCAACCUCCGCCUCCCAGGUUCAACCGAUUCCCCUGCCUCAGCCUCUCGAGUAGCUGGGACUACAGGUGCACGCCACCACUCCCAGCUAAUUUUUUGUAUUUUAGUAGAGAUGGGGUUUCACCUGUAUGGGUCUUUUCUUGUGAUGGGGUUACACCCCCAUUUUUGUUAGGCAAGAAAAGCAUUUGGAAAAAAAUGUAACAUGUUAGAUUCAAUAUAAAAUAUUAUGGUAAGAUCAUGGUCUUGUUAAGUCUCUUCACUAACUGUAUGUGUCUGUUUUUAAAAGAUGUGUCUUGGUGGGGCGCGGUGGCUCACGCCUGUAAUCCCAGCACUUUGGGAGGCCGAGGCAGGUGGAUCAUGAGGUCAGGAGAUCGAGACCAUCCUGGCUAACACGGUGAAACCCCUUCUCUACUAAAAAUACAAAAAAAAUUAGCCGGGCGUGGUGGCAGGUGCCUGUAGUCCCAGCUACUCAGGAGGCUGAGGCAGGAGAAUGGCAUGAACCCGGGAGGCAGAGCUUGCAGUGAGCCGAGAUCGCGCCACUGCACUCUAGCCUGGGUGACAGAGCGAGACUCCGUCUCAAAAAAAAAAAAAAAAAUUAUUGGAACACAGCAUUACCUAUUGAAUUACAGUUUUCUGGUUUUUUUGUGGAGUUUUUGUUUUGGUUUUUGAGAUGGAGUUUCACUCUUGUUCCCCAGGCUGGAGUGUAAUAGUGCAAUCUCGGCUUACCACAACCUCUGCCUCCCAGGUUCAAGCAAUUCUCCUGCCUCAGCCUCCUGAGUAGCUGGUAUUACAGGCAUGCACCAUCACGCCCCACUAAUUUUGUAUUUUUUUAGUAGAGACGGGGUUUUUCCAUGUUGGUCAGGCUGGUCUCAAACUCCCGACCUCAGGUGAUCCGCCCGCCUCGGCCUCCCAAAGUUCUGGGAUUACAGGUGUGAGCCACCGUGCCCGGCUGUUUUUUGUGGGUUUUUUGUUUGUUUGUUUGUUUUUGAGACAGAGUCUUGCUCUGUCACUCAGGCUGGAGUGCAGUGGCACAAUCUCGGCUCACUGCAACCUCUGCCUCCUGAGUUCAAGCCAUUCUCCUGCCUCAGCCCCCUCAGUAGCUGGGAUUACCAGGCACAUAGCACCAUGCCCAGCUAAUGUUUGUAUUUUUAGUAGAGACAGGGUUUCACCAUGUUGACCAGGCUGGUCUUGAACUCCUGACCUCAUGAUCUGCCUGCCGUGGCCUCCCAAAGUGCUGGGAUUAUAGGCAUGAGAGCCUCCGUGCCUGGCUUUUUUUUUUUUUUUUUUUUUUUAAAAGAGGGUCUUGAUAUGUUGCCCAGGCUUGUCUUCAACUCCUGGGUUCAAGUGAUCCUUCCACCUUGGCCUCCCAAAGUGCUGGGAAUAUAGGUGUGAGCUGCCAUGUCCAGCUGUAAGAAAUAUUUUAAAAUAUUUAAGCUUCAGGGCCUUUGAAUACAGGCCCUGAUAACAUAGCUAUUUUCCUGCAUAGUUGUCUAAUAACAAGAUGGUAUAGCCCAGUGCUUCUUGCACUUUAGCAAGCAUCAGAAUCAGCAAAUAUUUAGGUUUCAGGGCCUUUGAAUACAGUCUGAUAACACAGCUAUUUUCCUGCAUAGUUGUCUAAUAACAAGAUGGUAUAGUCCAGUGCUUCCUGCAUGUUGGCAAGCAUCAGAAUCAGCUGCAGGGCUUUUCAAAACAGAUUGCUGGACCCUCCUCCCAACAGAUUCUGAUUCAGUAGUUCUAGUUGGGACCCAGGAAUUUGCAUUUCCAACAGACUCCCAGAUAAUGAUGUUACCGUUCCCAGACCACACUUGCAGAAGCAGUUCAGAAACUUCAGGGGAACAGAAAGUUCCUCCCUCACGGCUUCAAAGUUCCAUGAUCCUGAAAGCAAAAUUUAGCACACAUCACCUUUCUCCUAGUGGCUAAGACUCUCCUGUUCAAACCCUGGAUGUCUUCAGAAAGCAAAUAGAAGGGGAAUAUGAACAGACUGAAGUCAGCAAGGAAAUGACUGACAAGAUGAGGGAGGCCUUUGAAAAGGAAGAAGCCAGCUGGGCGCGGUGGCUCACGCCUGUAAUCCCAGCACUUUGGGAGGCCUAGGCGGGCCGAUCACUUGAGGCCAGGAUUUGUGACCAACCUGGGCAACAUGGUGAAACCCUGUCUCUACUAAAAAAAAAAAAAAUAGCUGGGUGUGGUGGUGAGCGCCUAUAAUCUCAGCUACUCAGGAGGCUGAGGCACUCGCUUGAAUCUGGGAGGUGGAGGUUGCAGUGAGCCGAGAUUGUACGCAUUCCAGCUUGGGCAGCAGAACGAGACUCUGUCUCAAAAAAAAAAAAAAAGCCACGUAGGAAAUUAUCCACAGCAUCAAUUGGACUUGAUCUUGGCUCAGGGACCAGGCCCGGUGCCUUGAUAUUGGUAGAUUUAUUUGCCAUCAGACUAAUGAGCUGGGGACAUUGACUGUUUCCUGGCAACUGAGUCCUCUGAUUGUGUAAACAAUUUGCCUGCAAACAAAACCUGAGUGCUUGAAAGGGUAAGUGAUCCUGAUCUGCCAUAGAAACCUUCAUGCUUAGGGAGUUUCCCUAGCUAAUUCCUCAGCUAAGAUUCUCCCCAGGAGUUUCACUCACCUGUUUCCAGUGCCUCCUUUGGGCUGUCAGCAUCUGUGAUUCCACAUUCCCCAGAGGGAGAUUCCUCCCCAAAGCUGGUUGUAUUUACUGCCAGUCCUGGGCUGUAGCCAGGGCAGUCUUUGAACACAUUAUCAAGAAUACUUUUUAAAAUAAAAGUCUGUUUCGACUUCCA